GAGAGAGAGAGAGAGAGAGAGAGCCGGGGAUGAGGAUGGAGGCAGAAAUGAACAGAGCGAAGAGAUAUGCUCAACACUCUCGCGAUUGAUCAGGAGGCAGGUGCUGGGUGGACGCGCGGUGGGACCCGACAAGCUCCAGCAUCUGACCAAACGAACUUCUGAUUCGCGCCAGUCCGGUCUCGACGUCAUCGAUCGUCGGUUCUUCUUUCGUUCUCUUCGAAGCUUUGCGCGUUUCCGCGGGAUCUCCGCCGACUCCGUCGCCUUUAAAUCGGUCCUCCGGCUCAUUCGCCGCAGUUUGAAGCUGCACCGCGCGGAAGGAGGCUGAUCAUGAAUGUAAAACACAUCAGGUCCGUCGUAUAAUGGGCAUCGAGGACGCGAGCAUGAGGAACGGACGGGCUCUGUCCGAUCAGUGGGCCGACAGCGUGGUGGUCCGGCCCCGGACGACCGAGCAGCACAUCACGGUGAACAAGAGGCUCGUGCUGGGCUUCGCCAUCUCCAUCCUCACCCUCAUCGUCGUCACGGCCAUCGCCAUAACGCUGAGCGUCAGCUUCGAGAGAUGCGCCGCGGAGAGCAGCGGGGCUCUGGCCGCGAACGGCUCCAGCAACAGCAAGUGGAAACAGUCCCGGGACGCUAACAUCAGUCACAGAGACUCGGAGGACGGCCAGCAGCCCUGGAGACACCUGCGCUUACCGGCCACCCUGCGCCCGCGCCACUACGACCUCCGCCUGACCGCGUCCAUGGAGAACUUCACCUUCUCCGGGGAGGUGCGCGUCGAGUUUGAGUGCGUUCAGUCCACGAAGCUGAUCGUGCUGCACGCGGACCGGCUGGAGGUGGACAAGGUGCUGGUGUACUCGGACAGCAAGAAAGCGGGCGCCAUGAGGAUCCAGCGCCGCUUCCACUACCAGCCCAAGCAGGUGUAUGUGAUCGCGCUGCACAGAGAGAUGAAGCCCCUCAGAACAUACAAGAUCAACAUCACUUUCCACGCGCACAUCGAGCACGAGCUCCUGGGCUUCUUCCGCAGCUCCUAUGUGCUGAACGGAGAAAGAAGGUUUCUGGCGGUGACGCAGUUCUCCCCGACUCACGCUAGAAAGGCUUUCCCGUGUUUCGACGAGCCCAUCUACAAAGCCACGUUCAGAGUGAGUCUGAAACACGAGAGCUCGUAUCAGUCGCUCUCUAACAUGCCGGUGGAGGCCUCGACGUCUGACGAGGACGGAUGGGUGACCAGCCACUUCUCCAGGACGCCCCGCAUGUCCACGUACUACCUGGCCUGGGCCGUGUGCAACUUCACCUACAGAGAAGCAGUUACAGACAGUGGAGUUGUGAUUCGGCUGUACGCCAGGCCUGACGCCAUCCAGAGCGGAUCGGGGGACUACGCUCUGCACAUCACCAAGAGACUCCUUCAGUUUUACCAGGAUUACUUCAAAGUCAAAUAUUCCCUCCCUAAAUUAGGCCGAAGGCGAUGUCACAGACCCUGCGUCUCUUCAUCUAUCAGCCUCUUUCUGAAACCUACAGCCCUCUGGUCUCCAUCGAUUCUGCCCAUCAUUUCUGCUCGCCUCCUGCUGAGACUCGAACCUGAAGCUGGGGCAGAGAUGGAGAUUCAGAACAGCGAGGAGGAACUCUGCUGUUUCCUUUCAGGAGAUUAAAAGGGAAGUUUGCUGAUGGUUGAGGGAUGCAGACAUCAGAUUAUACUGAAAAAAUACAGCAGGGGAACACGGCUGUGAUGUUUCUGGCAGCUUGUGAUGUCAGCUGAGUUUGGUGUCCCGUGUAAUCUUUUCCCCAGUGUGAGCGGCGUUUCUUUUCCCCCAUAAUCCUCAGCUACGGCUAGGACUGAUAUAUUCUGGCUGUACUGCAGGUGU
This is a messenger RNA of Puntigrus tetrazona (Sumatra barb), 1856 nucleotides long. RefSeq names its product thyrotropin-releasing hormone-degrading ectoenzyme-like. The coding region runs from base 360 to 1643 and encodes 427 amino acids. Gene Ontology annotation, cellular component: cytoplasm. Gene Ontology annotation, molecular function: peptide binding; metalloaminopeptidase activity; zinc ion binding. Gene Ontology annotation, biological process: proteolysis; peptide catabolic process. The record is from RefSeq and is a predicted model, not a curated record. The transcript is spliced from 4 exons. Lineage: Eukaryota; Metazoa; Chordata; Actinopteri; Cypriniformes; Cyprinidae.